AUGGCCAACGCCAAGCCAGAGGAUGAAGCUUCCAAGCAUUAUUGGGGAGACCUUAUUCUGAACAACCGUGUUGUAAAGGAGCUCAGGAAUAACUGGGUCUUUGAGGACGUCACUUUAGAAAGCGAAAAGAUCAAAAAGAUGUACGAAGAGCACCGACUCAAAGCUAUCAGGAGCAACUGGACCUUCAUACUUCUGAUACUAAAGAUCCAAACUUUUAUUAUAUUUAUUUUAUUCCAGUUCCAGGAAGAGUACAUGCCUCUGCAUCGAAGACUCUUUUCAGCUACAAUGUUUCUCCUUGUUUUCGUGCUCAAGUAUUUAAUUUAUAAAAGCAAGUUCGUGGCUAAAUAUGGAGCCAUUUUCUAUGUUUUGGUUCUUGGCCUUAUGAUGACUCGAGCGAACCUCGAAAUUACUGAGUUCAGGAUAUAUGAAGGAUUCCUAUUUCAUAUUUCAGUUUCGUUCCUGCUGUCGACAUGUCUGAUAUCAGAUUGGAGGAUCUCUUCAGCAGCAGUGUUGUUGAUAUACUCUAACCUAUACUUCAUGCUGAAGGCUCAUUUUGACUGGGUCCCAACUACAGUUUCGUACUCCUUAGGGUUUGCAGUGGCGAUCUUUGCAUUCAAUGCAUUUCUCAUAUCGAGGAGUUUCAAACAAGAGUUCUUGUCAACAUUCCAGGCCAAACAAGCUUCUUCCCAACUGAAGAAGAUUCUUGAGGAGCUGCCUGAAGGAGUCAUCAUCAUGAAUGAGCAAGGGGAUGACCUCAAGUUCAUCAAUAAAAAGCUCAAGCAGACUUUUGAUGUGUCGUCCUUCUACCAGAACCAGGAUGGAAGUAAGGAUAUAGCGAAGAUCAAAGAAUCUGUAGAAGAGAUUCUGGAAGAAAUCGAAGGGAAAUCAGUGAGCGAUAGCAUGAAUUUUGAAGACACUCAAAAGCUUAACGAUUUCAUUCUAAGCAAUUUUGUGGUCAGAAUCAGAAUGGAUAGAAUUGAAGAAGGCAAAGGAGAAGACCCUGAUAUUUAUGUUGGAGAUUUUGAAGAGGUGCCAUUGCCUGUCUUUCUUCAAGAAGAAAGAGAGCUUUCUAAUAAUGAACAAGAAAAUGAAAGAAGCACAAAAGCCUCUAUUUCAUAUACCCAGAAACAUUUUUCUAAAGAUAUUGAGAAUUUGUACAGAGAUUUUAUUGUGAAAACUUCAAAAAUAGAUUAUGCGAAUGAUCAUGAUAAAGACCCUACUUUUCUCCAGAUGUUCAUUGACACUACCCAGAUCACUCAGCUCGAAGAAGCCAAAGCUCAGAGCAACUAUCAGAAACAAAUGCUCUCUAAUGUGUCGCAUGAGUUCAGGACUCCUCUCAAUGCAAUGUCUCUGUCGCUGCACCUGAUGAAGGCCCACAUCACCGAAGACUUAGCCAAGUUCCACCGGAUUGCGUCUUCAUCGUGAGACAUCUUGGGAGGGCUGGUGGAAGAUAUUUUGGAUUUCUCGAAGAUAGAGGCUGGGGUGUUCGAAGUACACGAGACAGUAUUCACAUUUAAAGAGCUUUUUGGCGAAGCCAAAUCUAUCUUUGAGAUGCAGACACAAAUGAAAGGAAUCAAUCUUAACUUUCAAAUGGAUGAUGCGUUUAUAGAACUGAAAAUCAAGUCGGAUAAGCAAAGGGUCAAGCAAAUACUUUUGAACCUAAUCUCAAAUGCACUGAAGUUUACAGAUAGAGGAUUUAUCAAUGUGAACUUAAGAAUUUGAGAUACGCUACAACUAGAAACUGAACAAAUCAACAAUAGUGACUUUACAACAAUCUUUUCAUCUGAGCUUACUGAUGAAAUGCCUGUCUGUAAUCUCUUGCUUGUCACCGAUAACUACAUGUCAACUCCAAACCCGUCCAAAUUCAACCCAGACUUGAACUUUUCUGAACCUGGGAACCCAGGACCUGAGUUAGAUCCGCAAGAGGCAGUGACUUCUGAAUUCACCAAGGAACUCAAAGUAGAACUCAUUAUCUCGGACUCUGGCAUCGGAAUUCCAGAGUGAGACCUCCCUUCUCUGUUCAAGGUGUUCGGCAAAACCCGGUCGAACCACAACAGAAACCAGACUGGGACUGGACUUGGGCUGACCAUCUGCAAGAAACUGUGUGAGAAGCUGGGCGGAAAGAUCAGUUUGAAGUCGCAGGAAGGAGUUGGCACAGAAGUGACUUGUUCAUUCACAUGUUUGUACUAG
This is a messenger RNA of Moneuplotes crassus, 2190 nucleotides long. NCBI's taxonomy places the organism in Eukaryota, Ciliophora, Spirotrichea, Euplotida, Euplotidae. The record is from the annotation of a GenBank genome assembly.